AUGUCCCAAUGCAAAGCCAAUUGCGGUUUCUUUGGAAAUGAUCAAUUUGAAGGCUAUUGUUCCUCUUGUCACAGAACCAUCGUCAAGAAGGAAAUUCCUCAAGUAAAACCCCAACCACCUAAAUAUGUUCCGCCAACACCUACCUUUUCUAAUGAUGCAGAAUUUCAAGUCUUGAUCAAGUUGGUCAAACAAAUGAAAGAUAUUACUGCCCGAAAGAUUGAUAUUGUUCUACAAACGAUGGAGGUGUAUCUCACUGAAAAACAAGCUCGGAAAUUACUCAAUGAAAUCGGUCGGGAAAGUUUGAAUGGAAUGGGUAAUAAUUUUAUAUUUCAUCAUGCGGUGUAUUGUCGAGUGGUGGAUCGACAUCACUUACGAGAGGCAUACGGAGCGGAGGGAUAUUAUUAUGUUGAGGAAGGAAAGGCUCCACCAGAUCACUAUAAAAUAUGGGAUCAUCAACACUCGUUCCUGGAUCUGCAAUAA
Messenger RNA from Naegleria fowleri, 480 nucleotides. RefSeq lists its product as uncharacterized. The coding region runs from base 1 to 480 and encodes 159 amino acids. The record is from RefSeq and is a predicted model, not a curated record. The transcript has a single exon. Lineage: Eukaryota; Heterolobosea; Eutetramitea; Acrasida; Naegleriidae. Gene Ontology annotation, molecular function: DNA binding; zinc ion binding.